AUGGCAGUUUCUGCUGCUGUUUCAGGGGCGCUUUUUAUUCGUUGGAGGAGUGACGAAGGGCUGAAGGUUACGGCCCCCCAUUCGCUAAAUUCCAGAAAGAGUUGGGGGGUCCGGGUUCUCUUGGGGGGGCUUGCUCAUCUUUCCUCGUACGAAUCCCGAGCUGCAUUCAGCCUCAGUGGUGCUCCUCUGCCCAGCCCCCCAAGCGAGGCUAGAGCUUCUGUGGCAGACCCUCCGACAGUUCCCGUGCCCCAGGCGAGACAGACUGGGAAAGGGACCGUGAGAGCUGCAGGGACUACGGGAUUUCUAAGGCGUCUCCCCCCAAACCAAAAAGCCCUUGAUCCCACCCCCAGGACGGAGAGGACCCAGCAGACCCAGGCCGCGGGCUCUCGAGGAGGGAACGUUCUAGCUGCUCUUUGGAGACAGACACUUGUAAUUAUGUGGACCUUUAAUUGCAUUGCUUCCUCCCCCCCUGUUCAGAGCUGCUCCGAGUGUAAGGAGAAGAGGCCAGCGCACAUCCUGUGUACCUACUGCAACCGAUGGCUGUGCAGCUCCUGCACCGAGGAGCACCGGCAUGCCAAGGACAUGGCAGACCACUUUCUUUCCCGAUCCCAGAAAGGAUCUUCAGGAAUGGACAGUGGGUCCAAUGACUCCUCUUUGUACUGCCCAUUGCAUGGUCAAGAGAUUCUCAAGUUGUUCUGCGAGACCUGUGAUGUCCUCACGUGCCAUAGCUGCCUAAUGAUUGACCACAAAGAUCACAGGUGCAGACAUCUAGAAGAGGUUUUGCAAAACCAAAGGAUGCUUCUGGAAAGUGUGACCACUCAAGUGGAGCAUAAGAAAACUGGGUUACAGGCUUCUGCUAAACAGAUUGAAGACAGGCUAUUUGAAGUCAAGCAUCUUCAUAGGAAAGUAGAAAACCAAAUCAAAAUGGCCAAGAUGGUUCUGAUGAAUGAAUUGAACAAGCAAGCCAAUGGACUUUUGGAACAGUUGGAGGGUUUCACCAAUGAAAGGAAGCAGAAACUGGAGCAGCAGUUACAGAGCAUCAUGGUCUUAAACCGCCAGUUUGAGCACGUGCAGAACUUCAUCAACUGGGCAGUCUGCAGUAAGAACAGCAUCCCCUUUCUCUUCAGCAAAGAACUGAUUGUAUUUCAGAUGCAGCGUUUAUUGGAGACGAGUUGUAACACAGAUCCUGGCCCUCCCUGGAAGAUCAGGUUUACCUGGGAUCCUUCCUUCUGGACAAAGCAGCUGACAACCUUAGGCUGCAUAACAACGGAAAGCGGACCCCUUCCCCGGCCAGAAGCCCUCAGCUAUGGAAACAUGCAAGGGUCAUCUUUUUAUCAUGGUCACCUCUCCCCAGUCGCCCAGCAGGAUCCCCUUGGCAGCCAGCCACACAAAUUCCAAGCUUCAGGGCCAUGUUCCACACCAGUCUGCUGUUCUCACUGCCCCCCAGCCAUCCACGUACACAAAAGCCAGGCCCCACACCCCAGCACCCACCAUUCCCAGAGCUUCAGACACCCCUCUGAGAUGCAGCCCCCGCCACAUAUGUCUGCCCAGUAUACGCCGGCAGCAGCACCCAGUGAGAAAGAUCCGGCCUGCAGCCCCCCCGCUGUGAAGCUGAUGCAGCCCUGGCUGGACCCCCAGAUGCACACAGAGCCAGAGGGUGCCCCCCAGGGGCUGGGCAAGCUCUCCCACACACAGCCCCUGCAGCAGGGCCCACACCCUGCCUGCUCAGGGGCCCCGCCGACACACAGCCAACACGCUCAGCGUCCCCUACAGGCCCCCACCGUCCAAGUCCAGUUUGGCCAUCACCAGAAACUAAAGUUCAGCCAUUUUCAGCAGCACCAGCAGCUGCCACCUCCUCAGCCACCGCAGGCGCUGCCCCCGCCGCCACAGCCGCAGCCACAGCCUCCACCGCCGCCACCGCCUCCGCUGAGCUCGGGCCAGCACGAGAGUCCCCACGAGCCUGUCCUGCAUCCUAGCUUGGACAUCAUGCACCACAAGUUUGAGCUAGAGGAAAUGCAGAAGGACCUGGAGCUGCUCCUUCAGGCUCAGCAGCCCAGUUUACAGCUCAACCAGACCAAGUCCCCCCAGCAUGUGCAGCAGACCAUCGUGGGCCAGAUAAACUACAUAGUGAGGCAGCCGGCGCCUCUUCAGCCUGUCCAAGAAGAAGUCUCCCAGGCCUGUGAUGAGCCCAGUGUUCCUGAGGGCCCAAAGCCAAUUCCACCUCUUGAUAGGACUGUCAUCCCUCCCGUGUCCCAGGCCAUGGUAGAAGAUGCCCCUGUCAGCGUGCACCCUUUGGACAGCACCAUGCAGCCCUCCUCUCCUAAUCCAGUGAGAAAGCGCUCAGCCUCAGUGAGCAUAAUGGGCUUCUCCAACACCCUGGAAAUGGAACUGUCAUCCCCAAGAACAGGAAGAUCAAUGGAGCCCCAGAUCCAGAGUGUGACCAGCCUGACACCUGGCUCCUGCUCCCACAACCUGGGCUCUACCUCCGACACACAGCCAGAAACAGGGCCCAGUUAUAAUCCAGCAGUCACCCGGGUCCUGCACCCUGGGGAUGGGGCCAGCCACUUAUCUUUGGGAGACGUUCUCUUGGGCAAUGCACCAUGCAAGAUGGAAAAUGAGGAUUCCAGACCUAUUAGUGACUCUCUGGGACACAACACAGCAGCUGCCUGCCCAGAUGCUCAGGAAGAAUUAGUUCUUCCUUUGCAAAAAAUCCUGGAGGAACCGAUUAAUCUCUCAGUGAAGAAACCCUUGCAUCUCGCCUCUCCCCCAGUGCCAGCUGUCAGUGCUUCUCCCCUGCCAUCCGUGACUGUGAAACCUCUUUGGCACACAGAAGAUUGUGGGAAUUCUGAACAGGAGCCAUUUGGGGCAGACACAAAGGAGAAUUCAAACAUCAGGGCCUACCCCAAAGAGCUGAAGAUUCCCUACGUUCGCCUGGAGCGCCUGAAGAUCUGUGCAGCAGCCUCGGGGGAGCUGCCUGUGUUUAAACUGCAGAGCGAGCAAGAUGGGUCCUUUCUGCUGGUCAUCGAGUGUGGCGCUGAGUCUUCUAGCAUGUCCAUCAAGGUCAACCAGGACAGUUUGCCAGAUGCUUUGAAGCCUAAGGCUGAGGAUCAAGAACAGAGAAACGUUCCUGUAGGCUUUGCAGCUGGCCAGAAACUGCCCUUGUUUGAGACCUCAUCUGGGGAACAAAGGAGCCACUAUAACCCUGGAGCCAAGAAGUCUCCCUCUGCUCCCAGCACAGACCCAAUUGAGAAUGAAGACUUCUGUGCAGUGUGUCUGAAUGGGGGGGAGCUGCUUUGUUGUGACCAUUGCCCAAAGGUGUACCACCUUUCCUGCCAUGUUCCAGCUCUGCUCAGCUUCCCGGGGGGUGAGUGGGUGUGCACCCUCUGCCGGAGCCUAACAAAGCCUGAGGUGGAAUACGACUGUGACAAUACUCGAUAUGGCCAUAUCAAUCCUGGAGGACGCCUACUCUCUGGCUUGAGUGAUUAUGAUCAGAAGAAAUGUGAAAAGCUGGUGUUGUCCCUGUGUUGCAGCAGCCUUAGUCUCCCAUUCCAUGAGCCUGUCAGCCCACUGGCCCGGCAUUAUUAUCAGAUUAUCAAGAGGCCCAUGGAUUUGUCAAUUAUCCGGAGAAAGCUCCAGAAGAAAGACAUCGCCCAUUACUCUAGCCCGGAGGAGGUGGUAGCUGAUGUUCGACUUAUGUUUUGGAACUGUGCAAAAUUCAAUUAUCCGGACUCAGAGGUAGCAGAGGCUGGCCGAUGCCUGGAAGUCUUCUUUGAGGGCUGGCUAAAGGAGAUCUACCCUGAGAAACUGUUUGCUCGGCCACGGCAGGAGGACUCAGACUCAGAGGAGACAGAGAAUGAGAGUGGAGGCUCCAUGCCUCCUCAGGGCUUCCCAUGGCCGGCCUAUGGACAGGAGUAUAUCCAGCCCAAGAGGAGACGCCGUCAUACUGAGAGUGAGAGAGCAAAAAGGCUCUCAUUCCGUCUGGCCAGCAGCUUCCCCCAGGUGUGA
Messenger RNA from Gracilinanus agilis (Agile Gracile Mouse Opossum), 4005 nucleotides. It is a transcript of the gene TRIM66, whose product is annotated as tripartite motif containing 66. The record is from RefSeq and is a predicted model, not a curated record. Gene Ontology annotation, molecular function: protein binding; zinc ion binding. Bases 1 to 4005 code for a protein of 1334 amino acids. The transcript has 19 exons. NCBI's taxonomy places the organism in Eukaryota, Metazoa, Chordata, Mammalia, Didelphimorphia, Didelphidae.